Amoebophrya sp. A25 is the source of this 336-nucleotide messenger RNA. Lineage: Eukaryota; Dinophyceae; Syndiniales; Amoebophryaceae. The record is from the annotation of a GenBank genome assembly.
ACUGAGGUGAAGUAAUUCAUGACAUCACGAUAGCCAUGAAAGGUGGAGGGCAUAUUUUCAGUUACUAUGUGUACGAAGAUAUGAUUCUUUGAUUCCUCUUGUAUCAAACAAAAAUAAACAAAAUGUCUGCCUCAAACACAGAAUAUGAAAACAGAAAAGUGUCCUCCUCCAGCACGACGAAUAUCGAUGACGAUGAUUUCUUUUUUGAAGUUCGGAUGGGGAAGCGCAGUCGACAGCGUACAGUUACGCUGGGCUAUGGACGAAAUGGAUUGCAGAUUUCGUGUAACGAGAAGCGGUUGGUAGUUACAGAAUGGGACGAUGAUGGUAAUGUGCUAC